This is a messenger RNA of Equus quagga, 1025 nucleotides long. RefSeq names its product ergosterol biosynthetic protein 28 homolog. The annotation marks the transcript as partial. The transcript has 3 exons. The record is from RefSeq and is a predicted model, not a curated record. Lineage: Eukaryota; Metazoa; Chordata; Mammalia; Perissodactyla; Equidae. Gene Ontology annotation, molecular function: protein-macromolecule adaptor activity. Gene Ontology annotation, cellular component: endoplasmic reticulum; membrane.
UUUAAAGGAGCCUAAAACCCCCCGCCCCACUUUCUCAACAGUCUUGCUUUUUUUUUGCUCCACAGUGAAUGGCCUCCAAGCUCGGACCUUUGGGAUCUGGACGCUGCUCUCAUCAGUGAUUCGCUGCCUCUGUGCCAUCGAUAUCCACAACAAGACGCUCUACCACAUCACACUCUGGACCUUCUUCCUCGCCCUGGGGCACUUCCUCUCUGAGUUGUUUGUGUAUGGGACUGCGGCUCCCACGAUUGGCGUCCUGGCACCACUGAUGGUGGCAAGUUUCUCGAUCCUGGGAAUGCUAGUUGGGCUCCGGUACCUGGAAGUAGAACCAGUGUCCAGACAGAAGAAGAGGAGUUGAGGCCAGCACCACCACCUCCAAGGCUUCGUCUUCCACCUUCACUUCCUCUUCCUCCAUCCUCUCUGCUCUUUAAUCUCUUCUUUUCUGCUCUAUGAUAAGCCCCCUUAUCCACUUCUAGCCUUUAUGUUUUGUUUUUUUUUAAUUUAAAAAUUUUAAGAUAUACCAUACAUACAGAAGAGUAUAUGAUACAUAUGCACAACUUAAAGAAUUACUUUUAAGUGAGUAUGAUAUACCUCCAUCCAGAUUAAGAAAUUGGCAGUACCUCCGAAACCCUGUGUAUCCUUCCCCCACCUGCCACCUCUUCCAGGAUCCCUUUUCCAGCCUCCUGCUUUUCUCCUUUUAUUUUGAAUCUUUGACUUGACUUGUGUGGUGGGAACACGUGAACUCUGAAACUUAAAGCUGCUGCCUUACCCACAGCAGCUGCCACCAAGGGCUGCUGUAAGGGGUGGUCCACUCACGUUGGGCUCCUCUCUGCUGCUGGACCCAAGACCGAACCAUCCAAGGAACAGGCAGGUCUUCUACAAAGGGCUCCUCUGUGAGUGAACAUGACUCAUGUCCUUGUAUCUACUGGGGGGUCAGGUUCGGAAGUGUCUGAGCUGCUUUUAGACCAUCUGGUCAGCUGUAUUUGUGGAACAAAUUUUGUAAUAAAUAGAAAACCUCUCUGUUCUCA